Molecule: messenger RNA, 3027 nt
Organism: Solanum verrucosum
Lineage: Eukaryota; Viridiplantae; Streptophyta; Magnoliopsida; Solanales; Solanaceae
Exons: 2
Coding region: 1-3027 (1008 amino acids)
Biological process (GO): DNA integration
Molecular function (GO): RNA-DNA hybrid ribonuclease activity; nucleic acid binding
Source: RefSeq, a predicted model, not a curated record
AUGCCUGGAUUAAAUCCUAAAGUAGCGGUCCAUCAGUUGGCAGUCAAAAAUGGUUCUCGUCCCAUUAAGCAAGCUCAAAGACGCUUUAGGCUAGACUUGGUUCCAUUGAUAGAAAAUGAAGUUAAUAAACUCAUUGAGGCAGGCUUUAUUCGUGAGGUUAAAUAUCCUACAUGGAUUUCAAGUAUUGUUCUUGUGAAGAAGAAGAAUGGUCAAAUUCGAGUAUGUGUUGACUUUAGAGAUCUUAAUAAUGCAUGCCCUAAAGAUGAGUUUCCUCUUCCCAUUCCAGAGCUGAUGAUUGAUGCCACCACUGGAUAUGAGGCAAUGUUGUUCAUGGACGGUUCUUCUGGCUAUAAUCAAAUCCGCAUGGCUCCAAAGGAAGAAGAACUCACCGCAUUUCGCACACCUAAGAGUAUUUAUUGCUACAAAGUGAUGUCAUUUGGUUUAAAGAAUGCUGGUGCUACAUAUCAAAGGGCUAUGCAAAAUAUAUUUGAUGACUUGCUCCAUAAAAUUGUUGAAUGUUAUGUGGAUGACCUGGUGGUAAAAUCCAGAAAGAGGAGUGAUCAUUUGAAAGACUUAAGAAUGGUGUUUGAGCUGCUUCGAAGAUAUCAACUAAGGAUGAAUCCAUUGAAGUGUGCCUUUGGAGUUACUUCUGGAAAGUUCCUUGGCUUUAUUGUGAGACAUCGAGGAAUUAAAAUUGAUCAAGCCAAAGUUGAUGCAAUAUUGAAGAUGCCUGCACCUCAAAACAUUCAUGAGUUAAAAAGUCUCCAAGGAAAGCUAGCCUACUUGAGGAGGUUCAUCUCAAACCUAGCAGGACGAUGCCAACCAUUCGGUCAUCUCAUAAAGAAAGGCGCUCAUUUUAAUUGGGACGAAACAUGUAGCGAUGCCUUUAAAAGUAUCAAGUCAUAUCUAGCAAAACCUCCAGUUUUGGCAGCCCCUAUACCUGGAAAGCUAUUGAUACUCUACAUUGCGGCACAAGAAAGGUCUAUAGGAGCCCUGCUAGCUCAAGAGAAUAGUAAAGGCAAAGAAAACUCUCUUUACUACUUGAGUAGAACGAUGACACCAAAUGAGCUGAACUAUUCACCGAUUGAAAAAUUUGACCGACUAGCAAGAUGGUACCUCCAAUUCCAACAGUUUGAGACCGUGUACAUCCCUCAAAAAGCUGUGAAAGGACAAACAUUGGCGGAUUUCUUGGCAGACCAUCCGAUACCGAAUGAUUGGGAGUUAACCGAUGAGCUUCCUGAUGAAGAUGCAAUGUUAAUUGAAGUUCUACCUCCUUGGAAAAUGUACUUUGAUGGAGCUGCACAUCGUGGCAGAGCUAGUGCUGGUGUAGUGUUCAUUACUUCACAAGAAGAGAUCCUACCAUUCUCAUUUUCUUUGAAGCAAUGUUGCUCCAAUAAUGUCGCUGAAUACCAAACGUUGAUACUUGGACUUGAGAUGGCCGUUGACAUGAAGGAAUUAAACUUGCAAGUCUUUGGUGACUCUCAGUUAGUGAUCAACCAACUCUUGGGAAGUUAUGAGGUGAAGAAGCCUGAAUUGCGUCCUUAUCAUGAUUAUGCUCAAAAGUUGAUAGGAUGGCUUGGAGAUGUAACCCUUCAACAUGUGCGUAGAACGGAGAAUAAGAAAGUUGAUGCAUUGGCUGCUCUAGCUUCAACGCUAACCCUUCCUGAUCAAACGCAAGUGACUAUUUGUCAAAAAUGGAUAGUACCACCGCCAAAUGAGGAAGAAUGUAUAGAAAAUGAGUUUAAUCAUUUCGUCGCCGUUUCUGAAGCCGUGAAGGAAGAGUGGAGACAACCCAUUAUUGACUAUAUGUGUUAUGGGAUACUUCCAGAAGAUCCAAGGAGAAGGACUGACAUUCGUCGUCGUGCACCUCGCUUCCUUUAUUACAAGGACACAUUAUAUAGAAGAUCAUUUGAGGGUGUACUAUUACGAUGUUUGGGAGAGGAAGAAGCAAUUCAAGCUUUGCAAGAAGCACACUCGGGAGUGUGUAGAUCACAUCAAUCUGGACCAAAACUCCACUUUCACAUAAAGAGAAUGGGGUAUUAUUGGCCAACCAUGGUGAAUGAUUGCUUAGAUUAUGCUCGGAGGUGCGAUGCUUGUCAAUUUCAUGCAAAUUUUAUACAUCAGUCGCCCGAAGUAUUGCACCCAACUAUUGCAUCUUGGCCAUUUGACGCUUGGGGAUUGGAUGUUGUGGGACCACUACCAAAAUCUUCUGGUGGACACUUGUACAUCUUGGCUGCAACAGAUUACUUCUCAAAAUGGGCUGAAGCUGUCGCUCUUAAAGAAGUGAAGAAAGAGAAUGUUGCAAAUUUUAUCCGAGUGAAUAUCAUAUAUCGCUUUGGCAUCCCUCGCUACAUUAUAACAGAGAAUGGCAAGCCAUUUGAUAAUAAGUUAAUGAACAAAAUUUGUGAUCUCUUUAACUUCAAGCAACGUAAAUCUUCUAUGUAUCAUGCUGCCGCUAAUGGUCUUGCUGAAGCAUUUAAUAAAACUCUAUGCAACCUCCUCAGGAAAGUUGUCUCUAAGUCCAAACGAGAUUGGCAUGAAAGAAUGGAAGAAGCUUUGUGGGCAUAUAGAACGACAUACCGCACUCUAACUCAAGCAACACCAUAUUCACUUGCUUUUGGAGUUGAAGCAGUCUUGCCACUUGAGCGUCAAAUACCUUCCUUGAGACUUGCUAUUCAAGAAGGGCUCACUAAAGAAGAAAAUGCUCGACUUCGUCUUACUGAGUUAGAAGCACUUGAUGAAAAGAGGCUAGAAGCCCAACAAAACCUUGAAUGUUAUCAAGCUCGUUUAUCUCGUGCUUUCAAUAAGAAGGUUCGCGUGAGGUGUUUCCAAGUUGGAGAUCAAGUUCUCACUGUAAGAAGACCCAUCAUUACUUCACACAAGUCUGGGGGCAAAUUUACCUCAAAGUGGGAUGGACCAUAUGUCGUACAAGAAGCUUAUUCACAUGGUGCUUACAAGCUUGUUGAUGCAGAUGGCGUAAGGAUCGGUCCUAUUAAUGCAAAAUUCCUAAAGAGGUACUACCCUUGA